CAUGUGACUUCAUGUCACGUGACCGGUAAAGGUUCUCCAAAAUCACCCCGACAGCGUUCAACGGGAACACAUCUCUUUUCUUCACUUAUUUUCUGUUGUUUAUUAGCCGGAUAAAACGAAAGAAAUGCUUGUUGACCAGCAGCUUCGUCUGGACGAGCAGCUGCUGCUUUUCAUGGAGCAGCUCGAGGCUCUGGAGGAGAAACGACACAGACUUAAUUCCCUCAUAGAAGAGGGAUGGUUUUCAAUCGCCAAAGCUCGUUAUUCAAUGGGAAACAAGCAAGUCUCUGCUCUGCAGUACGCUAGCGAGAUGGAAGCGCUUGUUCAUGUGAAAACUAGCGUGUUAGAAGAUGGGACAGCUGAGUUCAAAUGUGAGAGAAAAGAGAAUAAAACAGAAGAACUGGAAAACAACACGAUAGAAGACAUUGGAGCAAAAGAAACGGGUCUUAGAAGGCGAAUAAACACCAAACAAAAUGGGGUUAAAGAGGAACAGGAGACAGGUCCUCAAGUAAAAAGGAAGGAAGAAUCAUCGGCUCCAGAGCACAGGGAUCCUUUGAAGUGGUUUGGAAUCCUUGUGCCACAAAAUCUGAAACAAGCCCAGUCUGCAUUUAAAGAGGUCAUCACUCUCUCAGCAGAAAUUGCAUCUCUACAGAGUUCAAUACUUGCUACAAGAAAAGAGAUGCAGGCAAAGAUGAAGGAGAAACAGGAGAAUCCAGAGAAGACUCAAAAGGAAAUAAAAAAGGAAUAACUGUGACUAUUCUUUUCAUCUUUAAUCUUUAUUUAUUGAAUGUUUGUAUGAACCAAAUAAACCCAUGAUCCCUAGCUUAAUCUUACGGUGUUGAAUAAUAUCAAAUGUUUUUCCAUGUCAAGAGAUCACUGAAAACAAUGUUUUCCUAAAAAAAAAAAUAAAAAUCUUCAGUUAAUUGUAUUAUAUUUCUUUGAGCAGUAAUGCACAGUUGAUAAUCUAAAAUGUAUAAAUGUACUACAACAUUAAUUCAAUUCAUUUUCAGUGCAGUCGUUUUGGAGAGCCUGCUUUGUGGUUGAACGUAAUUUUGUCAUUUUAAAUGUAAAACCCCCUGCAAUCAUUAACUAUCAGAUAUUUCCUGUGCCAAGCCACCGUUAUUUGUAUAGUGUGUUUUACAAUACAGAUUGUGCCAAAGCAGCUUCACGGUGAUAGACAGUAAAACAUGGCAUGGUUAUGGAAACUCACCUGAGAAGACUGCUGUGAAGCAGCUCUAAAACAGUGUCAUUGUUGAGAUCAAGCCGUUUUAGUUUUAAUCCAGGUAAAAACUCAAUAACAGACAGAAUUUCACUGAAAUCAGUAAAUAAAGCAGCCAACAAAAA
Messenger RNA from Puntigrus tetrazona (Sumatra barb), 1341 nucleotides. It is a transcript of the gene vma22, whose product is annotated as coiled-coil domain containing 115. NCBI's taxonomy places the organism in Eukaryota, Metazoa, Chordata, Actinopteri, Cypriniformes, Cyprinidae. Gene Ontology annotation, cellular component: extrinsic component of endoplasmic reticulum membrane. The record is from RefSeq and is a predicted model, not a curated record. Gene Ontology annotation, biological process: vacuolar proton-transporting V-type ATPase complex assembly. The transcript has 5 exons. The coding region runs from base 125 to 745 and encodes 206 amino acids.